AUGCACAGUAUCCUGAUCUUGUCCACCAUCUUGAGUGUGAUUGUCACCAGUCUGGCUUAUAGCACCAAAUUCGGAGAACCCUUUGCCCAUGAUCUUAUUCUGUUUCGUCGAACGGAGAUCCGCCACCCUCUUGAUAACAAAUACUGGAAUGUGAAAGUGGAGUUUCCAUGCGAGGGCUCUAUCAACAACUUCACCAUCUCAGCUAUUAAUGUUUAUGACCACUUUGUGAAUAGUUCUGGAGCUGCACCCAGUUUCUUAAGAGGCGGUGUGGGUGCCAGCGAAGUCACCAUUAACCUUAGUGGCCAAGUAAACCGCGGCAUCAACUCCACCAUAGAGAUAUGGGGAUUUUAG
Drosophila serrata is the source of this 351-nucleotide messenger RNA. RefSeq lists its product as uncharacterized. The record is from RefSeq and is a predicted model, not a curated record. Lineage: Eukaryota; Metazoa; Arthropoda; Insecta; Diptera; Drosophilidae.